CCUGUUUUUUCAGAAAGGAAACACAGCCCUGCACAUAUCCUCUCUGGCAGGUCAGGCAGAAGUUGUGAAGAUCCUGACCAAACGAGGAGCUGACAUCAAUUCACAGUCUCAGAAUGGAUUCACUCCUCUCUACAUGGCAGCCCAGGAGAAUCACAUGGAUGUAGUGCGCUACUUGCUUGAGAAUGGAGGCAACCAGAGCAUUGCAACAGAAGAUGGUUUUACACCCCUAGCAAUUGCCCUCCAGCAGGGACACAACCAGGUGGUUUCCAUCUUACUGGAAAACGAUACCAAAGGCAAGGUUCGCCUGCCCGCCUUGCACAUUGCCGCACGCAAGGAUGAUACCAAAUCAGCCGCCCUGCUACUUCAGAAUGAUCACAAUGCCGAUGUCCAGUCAAAGAUGAUGGUCAAUAGGACUACUGAGAAUGGCAAGAGUGGAUUUACGCCGCUGCACAUUGCUGCCCACUAUGGAAAUGUCAAUGUGGCCACUCUCCUACUCAACCGUGGAGCGGCUGUGGAUUUCACAGCCAGGAAUGGAAUAACUCCUUUACAUGUGGCGUCUAAACGUGGCAACACCAACAUGGUUCGCCUAUUGUUGGAUCGGGGCUCUCAGAUCGAUGCUAAAACACGGGAUGGUCUGACCCCCCUCCACUGUGCAGCUCGAAGUGGACAUGAGACAGCUGUGGAGCUACUGCUGGAGAGAGGAGCCCCUUUACUGGCCAGGACCAAGAAUGGGCUGUCCCCACUGCACAUGGCAGCACAAGGUGACCAUGUCGAAUGCGUCAAACACCUUCUGCAGCACAAGGCUCCUGUUGAUGACGUCACACUGGACUACCUGACAGCGUUGCAUGUGGCAGCUCACUGUGGUCACUACAAAGUCACCAAACUGCUGCUGGAUAAAAGAGCCAACCCUAACGCCAGGGCUCUGAAUGGCUUCACUCCACUGCACAUAGCCUGUAAAAAGAACCGGGUAAAGGUGAUGGAGCUGCUGGUUAAAUAUGGAGCGUCAAUCCAGGCAAUUACAGAGGUGAUUUAAACAACAUCUAGCUUUAUAUUUUAUAUAUUAGCUCAUUUCUAGUGAUAUUAAUUUUUAGGUUUCACUG
Molecule: messenger RNA, 1100 nt
Organism: Poecilia latipinna (sailfin molly)
Lineage: Eukaryota; Metazoa; Chordata; Actinopteri; Cyprinodontiformes; Poeciliidae
Product: ankyrin-3-like
Exons: 10
Coding region: 134-1033 (299 amino acids)
Cellular component (GO): cytoplasm
Molecular function (GO): protein binding
Source: RefSeq, a predicted model, not a curated record